ACUUUUCCUUCCCUAGCUAGUGUUAAAAGUCAGCCCCGGGUUUCCAGUUUCCACUCAUUUGUACCACUAUAUGUGUAGCUAGCCGCCUAUCCUCAUGCACAUACAUACAACAAGAGAAGCGCUCGCUAGAUCGGCUGAGUCCUCCCUCUGAGAGUAGAUAUAGAUGAUCUGCAUGCAUGGUAGGUCACGGCGCUGCGCUUUGCGGGCUGAUCGAUCAUAACCUUCACCAGUGAAUCAACACCGAUCGACAUCGGCGGCCGUCGAUCAUGUGCGACCUGUUUUGGCUGUCGCCGGGCGAGCAAGGAGACCUCUCCGAUGUCGUCAGGGCAAGCCUGCACCGGCCUCAUCAGCUGCCAACCCCGGCUGCCGACGAGGAGGAGGAGGAGUACAGCUCGCUGCUACGGGAAGGAGGUAGCGGUGGAGACGGCCUGGUCGUCGGCCAUGGGCAUGGCGAUGAGCAGCUGGGAAUGGUGGCCAUGAUGAUGGGCGGCAAUACCAGGCUUCCCUCGUCUGAUCAUCACGUGAUCUCGCUGCAUUCACCGCCGGCGACGACAUAUACACGGCCGCAUCCAGAGCCACUGGCCGGGAUGAUUCGUCGGCCGGGCAUCGGCAGGGAAGGCGAGAUGGUGGUCGCGCCGCCGCCGGAGAUAGGCGAGCGCCUGCAGCACAUGUCGAUCGUCCAUCACCCUCGUGUGCCUGCUGCGAUGAAGCCAAGGAAGAGCCAGUCGAAGAAGGUGGUGUGCAUCCCGGCGCCGACGGCGGCGCCGGGGGCGAGCGGCCGGCAUAGCACGAGCGGCGAGGUGGUGCCGUCGGACCUGUGGGCGUGGAGGAAGUACGGGCAGAAGCCCAUCAAGGGGUCGCCGUACCCGAGGGGCUACUACCGGUGCAGCAGCUCCAAGGGGUGCCCGGCGAGGAAGCAGGUGGAGCGCAGCCGCACCGACCCCAACAUGCUCGUCAUCACCUACACCUCCGACCACAACCACCCGUGGCCGACCCAGCGCAACGCCCUCGCCGGAUCAACCCGUCCGUCCUCCUCCUCCGCCGCGAGGAUCGCCGCCUCCUCUUCUUCUUCUUCGUUGGCGGCCACAGCAGCUCGUAAUAGUAGCAACACCAACGUCGACGUCGACUGUGCCGGUGUUCAUCAUCAGCUAAAGCAAGAGAGCGACCUGGACCUGUUCGCGGACAUGGAUGCCCUCAACGUCUUCUCCUCCAUCAACAAGAUCCAGGAAGAUGACAGCAAGCAGCAGCUGUUUGAUCCGUUCAGCUCCGGCUUCUGCGACUACAUCUAAUCCAGAAUUCAUCAUCUGCCUCUACCGCUGAAGGCUACGAAUCAAGCCAGCAAUCGAUGCUUACACUGUACUGAUGAUGAUACCUUUUACUAGUCUCAGUAGUAGCUUCUAUUGUGCCUUUUUAAUGUUUAUUUACUGGAUGGAAGGAAGAGCAUGUCACUAUAGAUAGGGAAAGAACAUGCAAGGCCAGAUUCGUGUGUACUUGUCCAUGA
This is a messenger RNA of Hordeum vulgare subsp. vulgare (domesticated barley), 1501 nucleotides long. RefSeq names its product probable WRKY transcription factor 27. Gene Ontology annotation, cellular component: nucleus. The coding region runs from base 267 to 1289 and encodes 340 amino acids. Lineage: Eukaryota; Viridiplantae; Streptophyta; Magnoliopsida; Poales; Poaceae. The record is from RefSeq and is a predicted model, not a curated record. Gene Ontology annotation, biological process: regulation of DNA-templated transcription. Gene Ontology annotation, molecular function: transcription cis-regulatory region binding; DNA-binding transcription factor activity. The transcript has 2 exons.